GCUCCACACUUGUGUGUGUGUGUGUGUGUGUGUUCGCACUCUGUGGGGACCAGUUUUGAACUGUUGUCUUUAGUCUCUGAUGCUGCUUAAGUGUGCAGAGCUCUGCAGCGCCACCCAGAGGCCAGGAGCUGGUGGUGUCCUGAUGUGUCUGGACAGACUGGCACCAGUCCUGACUGUCCUGUCCUGUUCAAGUCUCCUCAUGUCCUUUCACUUUCAGUCUCUCUCUCUCUCUCUCUCUCUCUCUCUCUCUCUCUCUCUCUCAGCAGUCGUGACGUGGUGCGGUCUUCCUCCUCCUCCUCCUCCUCCUCCUCCUUCUCCUCUGUCUCCAAAGUUCCCUGACGGGGGAAGAGUCUGCAGAGAGGACAGAGGGAGGACGGAGAGAAGCGGCGUGAAAGAAGACAGAAAUCAGACACAGUCGGACUCGGGUCUCUCACCUCCUCCUGUGGUUCUCCUUCCUCCGCGGUGCAGGAGUCAUGCUGGACACGCUCACCUUCCUCCUGGAGAGACUCUUCCUCCUCGCCCACAUCAAGCUGUCCAGCCUGCUGGCUCCUGUGGGCGCAGAGCCGCCGCUGGCCAGGCGCUGUGAGCGGGAUGAAUCCGCAGCUCCUCACAGGUUCCAGCGGGGAGACCUGCUGGAGGUCCCGCGGACGCUCUUCACCCACUUCGGCAUCUACCUGGGCGACAACCGGGUGGCGCACCUCAUCCCGGACAUCCUGCCGGCGCUGACCGCCGACAGCCGGCAGAUCCAGGAGAUGGUGACCAACACGCGGCUGCUGCUCGGGGUGCUCUCCAAGCGCGCCAGCAUCCGGGUGGACUCGGUGGAGGACUUCGCGUACGGAGCCGGGAUCCUGCUGAACGCCAUGGACCGCGCGGUGCGCCGCAGCCCGCUGUGUGGAGAGGAGGUGGCCCGGCGGGCGGAGCGCCUGCUCGGCUCCGUGUCCUACAGCCUGCUGUGGAACAACUGCGAGCACUUCGUCACGUACUGCCGCUACGGCACCGCGCAGAGCCUGCAGACCGACAGGUUCUGUGAGUGGCUGAAGUCGCUGAUCCGGGACCAGCGUAACGUCCUCCUGACGGCGCUGCUGGGACUCCUGUCCAUGGUGUGUUUGGGGAUAUCCUCCAGCACCGCCCUGCCCACCCUCCUCAUCCCCUUCACCCUGUGGAUGGCCAGCUAAGGCACUUCUGGACCGACGUUCGCCGUCAGCAUCCGAGCCGUCAUGUCGGAAAACAGGAAGUAGUCAUCAGCAAACAAGCUUGUAAAGGCUAAAGACUGUGGUACUACAUUUUAUUUCUAAUCACACAAUAGGGACUGAACCUAAAACGCUCUGGUAGCCGUAGCUCAUGCUGCACAGGAAGUGAUCUUUGUUUCGAGUGACCAGAAGAAGUUAGUUAGAAUGAGUGACAUUAGCAAUCAGGAAAUGUGAGAAGAAAUUUAAACGGGCCUUUCACACUGUCCCAUGUGUUUGUUCUGGUUUAAACUGUGCUGUUGAAGAAACCAAAGAUCAUUUCAUGCUGACUGCCUUUUACAGAAGCUGCAGGUUAUUUUAUUUUGAAGGAGAUCUUCUUGUCUUCCAAUAUGGCGGUGUGGAGAGCCAGCGUACAAAACCAACAAGUUUUUAACUUCACCCCACUUUGUGGAAAAAGCUUGUAAGGCCAUUUUAUUUGUCAUAUUUUUGUUUCUUAGCUGGAGGGUGAACACAGCACACGGUCUCCUGUGAGGCGGCCAUCUUGAAUCUGUGACGGCAGGACGUGUUCAUAUGAAGCUCUUCUGUAAAUAUCUGUAGAUACCCUCCACGACCUGAUUGUUCUCUAGCAGUCACAGACUUUUGUACAGAGUUUAUUUUUGAUGUAACACUUUAUACUGCAGUUUGUAUGUAAAUAAAGGAAUUAAAGUGGA
Scatophagus argus is the source of this 1897-nucleotide messenger RNA. Its product is annotated as lecithin retinol acyltransferase-like. The transcript has 2 exons. Gene Ontology annotation, biological process: retinol metabolic process. NCBI's taxonomy places the organism in Eukaryota, Metazoa, Chordata, Actinopteri, Scatophagidae. Gene Ontology annotation, molecular function: phosphatidylcholine-retinol O-acyltransferase activity. The coding region runs from base 474 to 1175 and encodes 233 amino acids. The record is from RefSeq and is a predicted model, not a curated record.